This is a messenger RNA of Labrus bergylta (ballan wrasse), 1869 nucleotides long. RefSeq names its product BARX homeobox 2 (gene barx2). The record is from RefSeq and is a predicted model, not a curated record. Lineage: Eukaryota; Metazoa; Chordata; Actinopteri; Labriformes; Labridae. Gene Ontology annotation, biological process: regulation of DNA-templated transcription. Gene Ontology annotation, molecular function: DNA-binding transcription factor activity, RNA polymerase II-specific; DNA binding.
UCUGUGCACCUCCAGUUGAAGGCUUCUGGACGUCACCACGACACUUCAGGGAAAGCUCAGACUGCAUUUUUGAAAGACUAACAAUGAGUUGUUCAAACGCAUGAACUGCAAAAGUCUACUUUGCACACGGUUACACCUGCAUAGCCUCAGAUUUCAGCGAACGAACCAAUAGCUGAGUGAAGACAUAGCGCGCGGCGCACAGGGACAGAUCAUGCACUGUCAAGCCGAGCUGAGGCUCUCUUCCCCGGGUCAGCUGAAGGCUGCCAGGAGGCGCUACAAGACUUUCAUGAUUGACGAGAUCCUCUCUAAGGAGACCUGUGAUUAUUUUGAGAAACUUUCUCUAUACUCAGUGUGUCCAUCGCUCAUUGUUCGACCGAAGCCUCUUCAUUCAUGUUCUGGGUCCUCAUCACUACGUGCCUACCCUCUCCUCUCAGUGAUCACGCGGCAGCCGCCCCACAUCCCUCAGGUGUCCUCUCCGGUCGGGGUCCCCUCGCACCUGCCGUUGCUGUCCCCGCAGCACCAUCGGGGGGGCUCCGAGCCCUCACCGAGCCAGACGCCCCUUAGCAUCAGCAGCGAGUCGGACACAGAGCACAGCGUGCCUCGCCUGAAGAAGCCGCGUCGCAGCCGCACCAUCUUCACCGAGCUGCAGCUGAUGGGCCUGGAGAAGAAGUUCCAGAAGCAGAAGUACCUGUCCACACCUGAUAGGUUAGACCUGGCCCAGUCACUCGGUCUCACACAGCUCCAGGUGAAGACAUGGUACCAAAACAGGCGAAUGAAGUGGAAGAAAUUGGUGCUCAAAGGAGGUCAUGAGGCCCCGACUAAGCCCAAGGGAAGACCCAAGAAGAACUCCAUCCCCACCACAGAGGAAAUAGAAGCAGAAGAACGGAGAUUGAAGAUCGAGGAUGAGGAGAGGAAGAGGAGGGCGGGCGAGAAAGCAGCACUGGCAUCGCAGCUCGAGCCUGAAGAUCUCAGUACAGAAACUCACAAUCCAGCAGCGACGAUGGAGGGAUCUGAGGGAGAGCUUCUGAUGCAGUCGGAGACUCAAACAGCCAGCUAGAGCAGAACAAAGCAAACCAAAGACUAAUGCCUAACCUGAAAACAAAGAGUGCCUCAGGAUCACUGUAAAAAAAAAGCCUGCGUGGUGUUUAAAGCCAUAAUGCUUUACAAGUUUGACUGGAAAUGUAUCGAUGGUAUCACAUCUAUACCUGAUGCAGCCUUUUUAUAUUUUUGUGCAUUUGCAAAUGUACCAAACAGAGAGCUAACGUGUAUAGACACUGAUUGUGCUGGCAGAACUGUGGCCUUUAUUUUAAGCAGGUAUACCAAGCAUAAGGAGUGUUAAUCUGUCCAAUCCAAGUCGGUCUGUAACAGCUCAACCAUGAAUCAUGCGUCACCUUUGUGUGCAUUACAGCCAUUAAAGAUCACUGAUCCUCUAAGCUGCCUCAAAGCUACAUAAUGCACAUGCCAAAAAUAUCGAGAUAUGCCUUAUUGUAGUGUCUUUCUAUAUAAAUGUUCUAUAAAUCACUGCACUGCCAAAUACCACAACAUUUAGUUGCUACAGUGCCUUGUCUCAGAGGAGCUUUACAAGUGUUGAUACAGUAUCUAUUAAAUGCCAGUAUAUAUUUUGCAGUGAUUUUCUAUUCAAAGUUCUUUUCUUUUUUUUAGAGGGAAAUAAAUUCUUUUAAGAUUCUGCACAGCUUUAUGCUGAACAUGUGCCUUUUGUUUGGCCAAUAAAGCUUGCAUUUGUAUCGUUCUACCUGAAGAUGAAAAGAGAAGCCACAGACUGUAUCAUACUGUAGAAAUGUGUAUAAAGUAUAAAAUAUAUGAUCUUUUGGAUAUCUUGGUAAAACAGUAUUUUAAACUGCUGUUUUA